AUGUCAUACGAAAUCCAAUACGACACUUCCCUGGCCCCGCCCCGCGCGGCCGCCAUCGUCAGCUUCAUGCAGGACUUCUACCGCACCAGCGACACCGAGUCAAUGCAUGAGAAAUAUGUUGAGAACUUCACUGGCGACGCAACUUUGAUCAUGGGUCCCAAAGAGGCCAAGGGCACUGAUGCAAUUCGUACUAUUCGCCACGGUCUGUGGACUCAUGUUGCUUCACGGAAACACACUCCCACUCGCAUUUUCUUCGGUGGAGAAAAUGAGAUCAUGCUCUAUGGUGGAGUGAACUAUCGUCUCAAGGCUGACCCGGAGAAUGACGUUUAUGUUCCCUGGGCUGGACGGGUGGUUUUUGCGCCACAACAAGAGGGUGAGGGUAUUAAGAUGCACUUUUAUCAGGUUUACUUGGACCCGUCCGCACAAGGCGGCAAGAAAUAA
Penicillium pulvis is the source of this 441-nucleotide messenger RNA. RefSeq lists its product as uncharacterized. NCBI's taxonomy places the organism in Eukaryota, Fungi, Ascomycota, Eurotiomycetes, Eurotiales, Aspergillaceae. The record is from RefSeq and is a predicted model, not a curated record. The transcript is spliced from 3 exons. Bases 1 to 441 code for a protein of 146 amino acids.